Messenger RNA from Andrographis paniculata, 1195 nucleotides. RefSeq lists its product as uncharacterized. Lineage: Eukaryota; Viridiplantae; Streptophyta; Magnoliopsida; Lamiales; Acanthaceae. The coding region runs from base 207 to 578 and encodes 123 amino acids. The transcript is spliced from 3 exons. The record is from RefSeq and is a predicted model, not a curated record.
UUCUUUAUCGUGUUGUUUACCCUCUCCUCCCCCUCUCACCCAAACUACUGCAAUAUCUCGAAAUUCAUCGUUUUCUUCGCGCAAAAUCGGAGAGGAAAAAAUCGACAACUGCAAAAUCGAAUUGGCCAUUUGCUUGCCCAUGAUUUUCCGAUCUUGAAGACCCACCCAUUCUCCAGUUGCAGAUCUCCCUCUUUCCUUCAAAAUUGAUGUUGCCAUCCAGUCGGUUGCGCUAUGUAUCCGACAAGAAUCGACACACCUUAGAGUUUUCUAAGGUUAGUGAUAUAUUUGGAAUGUGUUGUGCUGACGCAGAUAUCUCAGUCCUAUUGUUAACAGAGAAGCACGCUCAAAUCUUGAAGAAGAAGGAAAUCGGUGGAAAAGAUUGCUCGCAGAUAAAAGAUCUUACUAGCUUGAGUUAUUGGCUGAAUUGGAGAGUGUUGUCCUGUGUAGUAUGGGUCCUCACGCCUAUGAUUAUAGUAGUACUGCUUAUUUGGAAAUAUGAACAUUCAGAAGAUGUACUAGGUAUUAUCUGUGUAGUAGCAUAUAUCCUUGAGUGUGGUCGAUUUCAGUCAACCCCCUGAUGGAGAAGACAAUUACCAGAUCAGUGAUUUUCUCUAUUAACCCCGCUGGAAAUUGGUUAAAGCUAGAUACGAUUGUUGUAGAGGUGUAAUUUUAUAUUUUUAUAGGAUGGUCGUCAAUCCUUUCAUUAUAAUUAUUUUUGAUGUGCUAGACAUAAUGUAAUAUUGUAUAUAAAUAUACAACAAUAAGAGUAUUGCAUUGAUGCUAUUUUUAAAAUUUGAUGUAAUGUGGUAGAUGAAUGAGAAUUACGGGUAUGUGAUGAUGAUCUUUUAUAUAUGACUCGUUGACGAUAGAUGUUUCUUAAAAUGUAACGCAGGUGCACAAAUUGUGGGGGUCAGUAUUUUGUUUAUUUUGAAGAAUAUAUAGUUGGUGUCACGAAACACAUGGGUUUGUAGCGUAUUAUCCAUUUAAAAAUUAUAGUAAAUUGAUGUUAAUUAAUUUUCUAAAUGGCAAAAAGUAAGUAGUAUAUUGUGUUGCAAUCGUUAGACCCAUACUAAAAGGGUAUCGAGCUCACUUUAUGUCAUUGAGUACACUGAAACGAGCAUUCAUUUAAAGUAUGCAGGUACACAAUUAUCCACCUAUGUCAUAAUGUUAUAUUUUUUAUUUACAUGAAAGCAGU